Sodiomyces alkalinus F11 is the source of this 330-nucleotide messenger RNA. RefSeq names its product DPM2-domain-containing protein. Bases 1 to 330 code for a protein of 109 amino acids. NCBI's taxonomy places the organism in Eukaryota, Fungi, Ascomycota, Sordariomycetes, Glomerellales, Plectosphaerellaceae. The transcript is spliced from 3 exons. The record is from RefSeq and is a predicted model, not a curated record. Gene Ontology annotation, cellular component: endoplasmic reticulum membrane; dolichol-phosphate-mannose synthase complex. Gene Ontology annotation, biological process: GPI anchor biosynthetic process. Gene Ontology annotation, molecular function: enzyme regulator activity.
AUGGUACGUGACCUCUCGCCCCCUCCACCUCCACCUCCACCUCCACCUCCACCUCGCCCUCAUCUUGACAAACUCGUCGGCCUCGCCAUGCUCGUGGCCGCCUCCGUCAUAUUCACCUAUUACACCAUCUGGACUCUGCUCAUGCCCUUCGUCGACGACGACCACCCUCUCCAAAACUUCUUCCCGCCCCGCGUCUGGGCCAUACGCAUCCCCGUCAUCCUCAUCCUUCUCGGCUCCGCCGUCGUCGGCUCCUUCCUAUCCAUGGUCAUGAUCCGGAGCAACAGGAAGAAGGCCGCCAAGGCCAAGGCUGCCGCGAAGAAGAAGGCGUAA